This is a messenger RNA of Penicillium arizonense, 5406 nucleotides long. RefSeq names its product putative gelsolin repeat protein. The record is from RefSeq and is a predicted model, not a curated record. Gene Ontology annotation, molecular function: phosphatidylinositol-4,5-bisphosphate binding; actin filament binding. The transcript is spliced from 3 exons. Gene Ontology annotation, biological process: actin filament severing; barbed-end actin filament capping. NCBI's taxonomy places the organism in Eukaryota, Fungi, Ascomycota, Eurotiomycetes, Eurotiales, Aspergillaceae. The coding region runs from base 1 to 5406 and encodes 1801 amino acids.
AUGACUGAAGGCUCGGAUGUCAAUGAUUUCCUGGAGCGCAUUCGGGAACUAGGCGAGCGGCGCGACAAGGAAGAUGAAGAGCGCACCAAGAAACUGGAGGAAGAGAUUCUACAGGGCCGGAAAGAAAGGCAGGCCCGGAGAGCUGAACGAGCACGAUCCCUCGCCCUCACAGAUGAUUCACCAACCCUCCAUGUCGCGCGACUGAGCGCUUCCUCCAUCAGCCCUGGCUCGAUCAACCCGCCGGAACACCUCGAGCCGACUUCGCGACAAGACACACGGGAUCUGGAGGACAAGUCGGAGAACACCGCGUCCACCGAGAGGCGUGGAUCAGAUCAGGAUCCCAUGGAUUCGCCUCGAACCCGCCCUCCGUUGUCUCGUAGCCGAGCAGGGACCUUGUCAUGGCAGCAACGCCCUUUGUCGCGAGAGUUUGGGUCUCCCACAGCCUCCCCAACCCGCUCUCCGACGCGUGCAAGCCACUUGAGAAACUUGUCCACGGCAUCAGAUGAAAACAGGCUGUCCCGCUCCUUUGGAUUUGCGCGCCCAACAGUCUCGUCUCCCCACAGCCCGGAACGAGGCGUUGGCUCGGCAUAUCGUAAAACAGAAGAACGGCCGGAUAGUGUCACAGAGUCAAGCGCCCCUCAGCUGCCGACACCGAGUAUGGACCAUGAACCGAGUGUCGAAGUUGAGAAGCCAGAGGCAGAGAGAUCGCCAUCCAUUCCAAGAACCGGGUCUCGGGAUAGCAACACGAGCCAUCGUUUCUCUGUGUCGUCAGUCUCUGGGCUGGGGUCGCCAGUGCAUCUGUCAGAGGCUCAGAAGCUCGAGCCACCGCAGGCUGAUUCUUAUCUCGAGGAUCCUAUGCCGGAAUCUCCAACCCAGCGGCGAAUGUCUCCAGAGCGAACGCGGUCAACAUCGCCCACAAAGGGGCUCGGGGGGUUCGUUCAAAGUGCAAUGAUGAGACGGUCAGACAGUGUGUCGAAAAGGUGGAGUGCUCAGAUUCCGCAAGGACUGAGUCGGUCCAACUCGAUCAUCUCAAAUCGCAGUAGCGUAGCAGGUCCAAGUUUGAGUGAAAUGGCCCCUCCUUCUACUCGGGGAGUUGGCCGCGAAACUCCCACUCUUCCCCGACGACCAGGCUCCAGCCACAGCGAAGCACCCACAGAAAGAACCGAGAGACCAACAACGCCUUCUGGCCCCCCACCUGCACUCUCAGAUAGAGACAGCGUGCGCGCCGAGGGAAGCCCGAGCAGACCAAGUCGACCCCUUCACUCCAGGUCUGCCAGCUCAGUGACCGCAGACGGCAACGACGCUCCGUUUGUAUCACGCACUAUGGACCCAAGACGCUGGAGCCCCAGCAAGGCUACCUGGCUGGAGAGUGCUCUCAACCGGCCUGAGUCGCCGCGCUCUACCCGACCACCCUCGCAGCCCUCCUGGGCCAGGGACCGACAGUCUCGGGGCAGUGUCGACAUGGGACGGGUGAGCAAUUUCAAGGAAGUCACUCCCAUCGGUUUGAUGCGAACACCCCCGCCGGGACUUCAGUUCAAGAGACCCAGUGUGUCCGGUCCGUCGCUGCCUGAAAGCCCGGGAAACAAAGCGAAGGAAACUGUUCCUGAGACCCCAUCUGUUCUGGGUACUCCCGUUGCCAGCAAAGUGAAGGAGACGAUUCCAGAAACUCCCUCCGCCCCCGAAGUCCCUGAGACCAAAGCGGAGGAGAUUCCAGGAUCUCCAUCAGUUCUCAAGACUUCUGAUACCAGCAUGGCAAACCAGACGAUUCCUCAGUCUCCUUCUGUUGGUAGCCCUGAACCCGUCACAUCGAGAGAAGCAGCUCCAGAACGUCCCUCGCCUGCUGAGGAAACCCCGUCCACGCCUGUCAAGGAGACGACAGAGGAACUCAAGUCUGUCUCUCUCGCUGAACAAAAAGGCGAAUCACAAGAACCAGCAGCUGAGGCAUCCGCAGAGCUUGCAGAACCUGAAGUCGCCCCAGAGCCCGAAUCGGCUCCGACUCGCAGGCUACCUCCCUCCUCUUUGAGCCCCAAACCGAACUUCUCCAUAUCUACGUCCUCUCGGGAGCCCAUUUCGCCCAAGCCGAAGCAACCACAGUCUCCAGUGGUCGAUUUCAGAGCAAAUCUUCGGAAACGAGAGGUUGUCAAAGACAGCGGACCCGAAAAAGAACCAGAGUUCAAAAACGUAUUUGGACGGCUCAAGAAGACCGAAACCCGCAAUUAUGUUGCCCCGGACGAGCUGAAGGGCAAUAUCCUACGCGGGAAAGCUGCUCUCAAUGUCACCGGAGGACCAAAGAAGACCCAGCGUGUCGAUGAGUUCAAGGACAGCCUUGUGAAACGCAAAGACGAAAUGAAGGCCGGUGGAGGCUCUAUUAGACGAAACACUGUUGGAGAGAAAGAUGCGCCGCCAAAGCCCGCCGAUGCCGUUCCGGAAGCUAUUGCUGUGCGACAAAGCAUGACAAGAUCAAAGAGUAUCAAGCGAGUUUCUGUCGAUGAACCAAUCUCUCCCUCGCAAAGCAUCGACUCCUCACGAACAUCGCAGGAUCGACAAUCAUUUUCGCCGUUCCCUACUUCGCCGUCGAAAGACAUCAGUUCGUCGAGAACGUCUCAGGAACGACAGCCCUGGCCGCCAUCUCCUGCAAAUGACGACUCCGCAUGGCCCUUGAAACAAACUGGCGCGUCGCCUGUAUCCCGGGAAAUCCAGCCAUUGUCGCUGUUCCCUGCCGAUAAAUCCGCCGAAGAGAAGGAGAUGGAAACAGUGACUCCGGCAACGGACUCCUUCCAGGACACUCCUACGCCAGAACCUUCGCCGAGCCAAGAACAAGACCGUGCGGUGGUGGACCAAAUUGAGCCAAGCAUCACCAAUGCACAGGAUGCUCCCACCGAGUCUAUCUUUCCAGUCCGUAACUUGCCACAGGUCCCCAUUGGGCAAGCUACUGUGAACCCAAGUCUGGCUGGAAAGGGCAAACUAGCAGGCCGAAUCAAUCCCGCGCUGGCUGGACUGCUGUCUCGCGGCCCGCCCGUGGCCACUGAAGGACCGAAGAAGGAUCUCCCGACUCCGGUCUCUACUGAAAUAGAUUCUGCCUCGCCCUCUGUGCCUUUAACCCAUGUUACAAAAGGACGUGCCAGAGGCCCGAAGAGACGACUUCCCAAGGCAACUACUGCUUCGACCCCAUUCCCUCGGGAUGAUUUUGAGGUUGGUGCUAUUUCAUACUUUGAAGCCAUCCCAUCACAGGCUCCUUCAAUCCCUGUCGAGUCUUCGGACGACACGUCGGAUCGCCUCUUGCAACCUGAUUCAGAUCUGAUUCCUGACACCGAAUUCCCUCGUUCAGGCAGCCCGGUCUCCACCCAACUCCCUGUGAAUAGUCCCUUGCAGGAACUCCUCGAAAGCGAACCCACUCCUCCAGUCCCUACUGCGUCUUCAGACGACAUGUCAAAUCGCCUCUCUCAACCUGAAUUGGCUUCCCUUUCUGACACCAAAUUCCCCCGUUCAGGCAGCCCGAUCACCACCCAACCUCCUGUGAACAUUUCAUUGCCGGAUACGGAUACUCUCGAGAACAAAGGCGCGCCCUCGAUUCCUGUUGAGUCUGCGGACGAUGUAUCGGAUCACAUCUCGCAACCUGAUUCUGAUCUACAACCUAACGCCGAAGACGCCCCUUCGGUCAGCCCGGUCACUACUCAAUCCCCAGUGAAUAUUCCAUUGCAGAGUAGCCUGAAGGGACGGCCCGAGCAACGACCUCAAACACGUCCUUUGACAACGGAUUUUGAUAUAUUCCCCUCCCCUGGUUCCUCUCCUAGUCUUGAGACUGCAUCCCGUGCUCUUGACAGUCCCGGAGGCAUGAGUGCGACAGACAAACCGCCCGUCCCGCCGAAAUCCAGUCCGCCCACGUCCCCAUUGCCUUCAACGCCAAAGUCACUAUGGGGCCAGCAAAAUCGGUUUGCUUCGUCGUCUCCAUCCCCUCUCCGAACAAGCUACAAAGAGAAUCGCAUGGAUACGCCCCCGACUCCUCCGCUGAAGAACAUCCCCGGUGUCACUGUAGCCGUCGCACGGGACUCUGUGACACGUGCCACAAGCCAGCCCUCCCCUCCUGUGCCCCCAAAGCAAGACGAUUAUAUGCUUCACAAGCCAAUUGAUCCGCGCCGACUAUCCCGUAAGAUGUCAGCACCGUCACUGGUUGCACAAGCUAGCGAGGCACGAGAGGUCAUUGCGGGAUUUUUCAAGUCAUUCCCCAACCCUCGAGAUCGCAUGGACAUCGACCCGCAGCUGAUGUUGAUGAAGAAACCAGAGGAUUUUAAGAUCAGAACUCUCAGGCUGCAGAUAUGGGAACUCACGGGCGAUGGCAGACGCCAGGAACUUCCCUCUCAUCAAGAGUACAUUCUCUACCAAGGCAGCAUGUAUCUCUGCGUGCAUUCCUUUGAAGCACAGGGAAGCAGCAGCUCGGAAGUUUAUCUCUGGUGUGGAGACGAUGUCCCUGAUGCUUCUGUGGACAAUGAACAGAUGUUCGCUCGCAAAGUAGCCCGUGAAAAUAGCUCCAAGGUGCAGGUCAUCCGACAGGGCAAAGAGCCCGUUCGCUUCAUUCAAGCGCUCGGUGGCAUCAUGAUCACCCGUCGAGGAUCCAGCUCUCGCCACAACUCAUCGGCCCUCUACAUGCUUUGUGGCCGGAAACAUUUGGGACAGAUGACCUUUGAUGAGAUCGAUUACUCGCUGCGCAAUCUCUGCUCUGGCUUCCCAUAUGUCGUUUCAGCUCCCUUUGGCAAGCUCUACCUAUGGAAGGGCAAGGGCAGUGGACCUGAGGAGACGGGUGCCGCUCGUCUCAUUGGGAUGGACCUGGGUCUGACUGGGGAGUUUGAAGAAGUCGCCGAGGGCGAAGAACCGGAAGAAUUCUUCGAUGUCUUCGCUGGUCCCAGAGAGGCUGCUCCGUACAUGUGCCAGGAUUAUUGGCAGCUCAAGCCGAAGUAUUCCCAGUUCCGCACACGACUUCUGCGUGUCGACCACGAAUUAGGGCAACCGACUCGUUUCUGGAAUCUACGCCGCCCCGGAUCGGGCUCGCCCGUGGUGAAGCCCAACGACUGCGUCCAGGAAAUCGAGCCUUUCUGUUACCGCGAUCUCACUGAUAAGGAUAUCUAUGUUCUGGACACGUUCUUUGAGAUCUACGUGAUCAUCGGCGAGCAAGCCUCACAAAAGUCGGCUGACUUCGCGUCCGCGGUGGUCUUUGCACACGAGUAUGGCAUCCUGGCCACCUCUCUCCAGGAUCGACCUUUUAUCCCCAAGAGUUUUGUUGCGCUGGGUGGUGUCGCCGACCGCUGUCAAAGCGCAUUUCGCAAAUGGAACCCACGCACUGUCAACGCACCUUUUGUGUUCCCUCUGGAUGUGGUCAUUGAAGCCAUGCGAGCUCCAGGGGAGGAGUGA